Pyricularia pennisetigena is the source of this 1140-nucleotide messenger RNA. RefSeq lists its product as uncharacterized. The coding region runs from base 1 to 1140 and encodes 379 amino acids. The record is from RefSeq and is a predicted model, not a curated record. The transcript is spliced from 3 exons. NCBI's taxonomy places the organism in Eukaryota, Fungi, Ascomycota, Sordariomycetes, Magnaporthales, Pyriculariaceae.
AUGGUGCCUAGAUUUUUCAGUUGCUCGAACCCGGGCUGCGCAAAGACCAAUGUGAGGGGUUUUGGGGGUUGUGAUUUUUGCAACCUUCAAUUCUGCGGCAUCCAUCGAUCUCUGCCUUUUCACAAGGUUGGCGAUUUAAGUGGUUUGGCUCCGGGUUGUGGUCUUGAAUCAAUUCUAAGGACACAGUUCUCACGGGUCUCGGACUAUGCAACCUAUGUGGCGCAUAUCGUCGCAGAGAUUGGUCGUCUUCAAUUGGGUUGCCGGGAAUCAUUAGCCGGGUAUCUGGUAAGAAGCGAGUACGCAACUUUGAAGUUUUUGGAAACCACUGCCGUACCUGCACCUCGAGCUUUCGGCUUUGGCGUGCACGGCGCUGGCACCGAUCAUGGUGUCGGCCUCAGCUUCUUGUUGAUGGAAGAGCUCCCGGGAAAGUCUUGGCCCGGAGAUGGGAUAGACGGCAGACUGGCGAGUGAGGAGGACAAGGCCAGGGUUUUAAGAGGUCUGGCAGAUAUCCUGACUGAACUUGCCACGCAUCCAUUCCCGAAGGCCGGAUCUCUCACACCCCAGGGCUCCGAUAUCCAAGUCUCGGAAUACUUAGCACUCAUUGCUGAUGGACAACUCCAUACCGAGUAUCCAGUUGAUGCGUACCUGGUAUACCGCUUCUUAAAGGAUAACGCCGCUCAACUGGUGCAAAGAGAGGGCGAUAUUCAAGAGGCCGAGGAGAUAUUCUACUUGAAGCACGUCGACGACAAAGGGGGCCAUCUGCUAGUGGAUGAUGACUUGAACAUUACCGGGCCGUUCAACGAAGCAAUUGGUCCGUCACUGGUGACAGCUGACAUGAGCUUGCUAUGCAACGGCAGAGUGUCGUUGAGCGAUGAUGACGUUGCAUUAGCACGCGUGUUGAAGCAACGGAGCUAUUUCCAGCUGCCUGCAUGUAAGGAGGACGACAAGAUCAGAUGCUUCUUCUGGGGGUUGGCCUUGGAGUCCAAGUGGUCAUAUGCGCUGCCAUUGGCUAAUGCAAUACCCAGGGUCUUUGGGGUUGACCCAGAAUGGAAUGAGUGGAGAGAAGGUGCGUUGGAAGAGUACAUGUCGGAUGAGAGGCUUCAGGGUCUCCUUGCUCGAGCAAGAUCGGCAGUUCCUUGA